Messenger RNA from Haemorhous mexicanus (house finch), 3432 nucleotides. RefSeq names its product aldehyde dehydrogenase 4 family member A1 (gene ALDH4A1). The coding region runs from base 41 to 1792 and encodes 583 amino acids. The record is from RefSeq and is a predicted model, not a curated record. Lineage: Eukaryota; Metazoa; Chordata; Aves; Passeriformes; Fringillidae. The transcript has 15 exons. Gene Ontology annotation, molecular function: L-glutamate gamma-semialdehyde dehydrogenase (NAD+) activity.
ACCCCCGCCCCUGGGGGUUUAUUAAUUUAUUAAUUAGUCGAUGGUGGUGUCUCCUCCCCGCCCCCCCCCCCCCCCCCCCGCGCAGUGGGUGGUGGCGGCCGCGGGCCGGGGUAGCGGUGGGGCCGGGAUGUGGCGGCGGCUGCGGGCGCUGAGGGACUGCGGGCGGAGAUGGCAGCACCGCCCGGCCAUCCAGGUGACCAACGAGCCCAUCCUGGAGUUCAAGCCGGGGAGCCCCGAGCGAGCGGCGCUCCAGAAGGCCCUGGCUGACCUGAAGGGCAAGACCGAGGACAUCCCGUGUGUCAUCGGGGGGGAGGAGGUGUGGACCCCCACGGUGAGGUACCAGCUCUCGCCCUUUAACCAUGCACACAAGGUGGCCAAGUACUGCUACGCCAGCAAGGAUCUCAUUAACAAAGCCAUUAACGCUGCCUUGGCAGCCAGGAAGGAAUGGGACCUGAAGCCUGUACAGGACCGGGCCCAGAUCUUCCUGAAGGCGGCUGACAUGCUGAGCGGCCCGCGGCGGGCUGAGGUGCUGGCCAAGACCAUGGUCGGGCAGGCCAAGACCGUGAUCCAGGCCGAGAUCGACGCCGCUGCCGAGCUCAUCGAUUUCUUCCGCUUCAACGCCAAGUACGCGCUGGAGCUGGAGCAGAGCCAGCCCCUGAGCGUGGACAUCAGCACCAACUCCAUGGUCUACCGGGGGCUGGAGGGCUUCGUGGCUGCCGUGUCCCCCUUCAACUUCACGGCCAUCGGGGGCAACCUGGCGGGGGCUCCAGCGCUGAUGGGGAACGUGGUGCUCUGGAAGCCCAGCGACACGGCCCUGCUCUCCAGCUACGCCGUCUACAAGAUCCUGCUGGAGGCGGGGCUGCCCCCCAACGUGGUGCAGUUCGUGCCCUCGGAUGGCCCCGAGUUUGGGGACACUGUCACCAGCUCCGAGCACUUCUGUGGCCUCAACUUCACCGGCAGCGUGCCAACCUUCCGGCGGCUCUGGAAGCAGGUCUCGGAGAACCUGGAGCGCUACCGCAACUUCCCACGCCUGGCCGGAGAGUGCGGCGGGAAGAACUUCCACGUGCUGCACCGCUCGGCGGACGUGGGCAGCGCCGUCAACGGGACCCUGCGCUCGGCCUUCGAGUUCGGCGGGCAGAAGUGCUCCGCCUGCUCGCGGCUCUACGCGCCCGCCUCGCUGUGGCCCCACAUCAAAGAGAAGCUGCUGGAGGAGCACGGGAAGAUCAAAGUGGGAGAUCCCACCCAGGACUUUGGGACGUUCUUCUCGGCCGUGAUCGAUGACAAGUCCUUUGCCCGGAUCAAGGGGUGGCUGCAGCACGCCCGGAGCUCCCCCAACCUGACGGUGCUGGCGGGCGGCGGCUGCGACGACAGCGUGGGCUACUUCGUGGAGCCCUGCAUCGUGGAGAGCAGGGACCCCCGGGACCCCAUCAUGAGAGAGGAGAUCUUCGGGCCCAUCCUGACGGUGUUCGUGUACCCCGAGGAUCGGUACCGGGAGGUGCUGGAGCUCAUCGACAGCAGCACCCCCUACGGCCUCACGGGGGCGAUCUUCGCCCAGGAGAAGGCUGCCAUCGAGGAGUCCCUCAGGCUGCUGCGCCACGCCGCCGGCAACUUCUACAUCAACGACAAAUCCACGGGCUCCGUGGUGGCCCAGCAGCCCUUCGGGGGCUCCCGCAUCUCAGGCACCAAUGACAAGCCUGGGGGUCCCCACUACCUGCUGCGCUGGACGUCCCCUCAGGCCAUCAAGGAGACGCACGUGCCCCUGGGGGACUGGCGCUACGCCUACAUGCAGUGACCCUGGGGACAGCCAGCCCGAGGACAGCUGCCACCCCCACAGCACUUACACUACUGACCCCUGACCCCCCUCCUGGGAGUUCUUUAAAAAAAGGAAGGAAAAAAAAAAAAAAAAAAAAAGGCGUUGUUCAGUGAUAAAGCUCAGAGCUCCUCUUGGUGUCCUCCGUCGGGUAGCACUUGGGGACACGAUGGUGAGUGUGGCAGUGGUUGGAUUUGAUGACUUUAAAGGUCUUUUCCAACCUCAGUGAUUCUGUGUGAGCGUGCUUAAUUAGGUGAGUUGUUAAUUAAGGGGUGGCUGCAGAGGCACAGCUGGACCCGGCUCCCUUUCCCUCCCGCUUCUCCCAUGCCCGGAGCAGUUCCCUCCCCAGGGCACCGAGAGGAUCAGAGCAGAAGCUGAGACCUGUCCCUGUCACCUGUACCCAGCCAUGUCCCUCCCUGUCCCCAGCAGCCCCAAUCCCUGCCCUGGCAGGGCAGCCAGGCUGGUUCUAUCCCCUGAGCUGGGCUUUGUCCCCAGCCUGAGCCCCCUCACAGCCCCUGGGCUGGGCAGGAGCCUCGAGCCAGGAGAGGGCAGCUCUGGAGAGGGCAGCUCUGGUGCUGCCUGGAGUGAGCCCCAGUGCCUUAUCCCAGUUCCCUUCCCGGCCCCUGUGCCUUAUCCCCCUCCCAGCCCCAUGCCAUCCCUCAGACCCUCGGCCCUCCCAGCUGGGCUCAGGCUGCAGCAGCCCCCCCUCUGUGCCCUGGCUUUGCCGCUGGGCCAAGGCCAGGCUGGCCCUGCUCUCCCAUCCCUGUGUGUGCCCUGGCAGGGCUGGGAGAGCUGCUGGUGCUGGGACUGGGGAUCAGGGAAUGUCCUGCUCCAGCUGCCUGGGGGGGAGCCUUCCCUGCCCCACAUGCGAGGGGCAGGGGCUGCGGGAGCUGCAGGAGCUGUGGGAGCUGCAGGAGUUGCGAGGGCUGCAGGAGUUGCAAGGGCUGCAGGAGCUGCCGCCCUCCCAUCCUGGGAGCUGCUGUCCCACCCGAGCCCAGCCCCAGGGCUCUGCCAGCUGCCAAGACCAGACCUUAAAGCAGUCCUCAUACCAGGCCUUAAACCAGGAGUUAAAAUUAAACCAGGCCUUAAACCAAGAGUUAAAUCAGGUGUUAAACCAGAAAAUAAACCAGGCCUUAAACCAGGCCUUAAACCAGGUGUUAAACCAGGAGUUAAAUCAGGCCUAAAAUCAGGACUUAAAAUUAAAGCAGGAGAUAAACCAAUAGAUAAAUGAGGCAUUAAACCAGGAGUUAAAAUUAAACCAGUCCUUAAAUCAGGACUUAAACCAGGCCUUAAGCCAUGAGAUGAACCAGGCCUUAAAUGAGGAGUUAAAGCAGGCCUGAGCCUGGGCUCUCCCCAGCCAGGCUCGGGUGGGAGCUGCCCUGUGAACAGAAGGGGUCUGGAGCACACGGCCCUGCUCCUCCAGGCUCAGCCCUAAUCACAAAUGGGUUUGUUUCUCACCCCUAGGAUUAAUUACUGCUCAAUUAACUGCUCAAUCAGCAGCGUUUGCAGCCCUGGGUGUGGGGCAGUGGUGGCACUGCCCCUGGGCGGGGCAGGAGUGGCUGGAGCUCCUGUGCAUCCUGGCUCAGCUGGAUAAACCUGCAAUAAAUUCAUUUUCAAGCCUC